AUGACAUCUCUCUUACACAGGGAGUGUUGCACAUUGAUUCUUGUUGAGCACUGUCCUGCUUCACUUGAUCAAGGAGGCAAUAUUCAUGUCGCUACAGAUGGAAACUUUCAUCAUCAUCACCGGCACUCAGCUGGUGACUGCCCUCGCUUCUAUGAACCAUCAUACUACUUACCAAAGAUGUAUGCUGAUUUAGUUGGCUCUCAAAUAGUCAAGAAAUGGAAGUGCCCUGCUAUGACAUGGGCACCAAAUCUCAUACCUAAUGAGGUCAUCAACCAGUGUGAGAACUCAUAUGAAGCUGCUAAUGGCAAAAAGCAGAAGCCUGCUAUGGAUAACACUUCUAUUACUUCAUGCCUCCACUUUGCAAUGAUGGCUAUGCAUGCCUAUGGACACAAGUGGGGAUGCCAGCUUAUCUACAAUCCCUGUAUGUGCAGUGGACUCAGUUUAUUGGAUGGGGAAGGCACUGAUGUCAACUGCCAGGCAGCUGCCAUCGGAGCUGAAAUGUGCGCAGACCUCAGUGAUUGGGUCAAGCGACAAAUUCAUGACAUUAAGACUCAAACAAAUGCCACACAGGAUGUCCUCACUACCUGUGUUCUUGCUUUACAGGCUGAUAUGGCCACUUCAGAUCAGGCCUUGCAGACCACCUGCACCAUGCUCAAAAGGGAGGCAGCAUCAGAUAACACCAUGGUCACUCUUGAUGGUUUAGAGAGGGGCCACCAAUGUUUAAUGGAGAAGGUAGAAGCACUCUAUGCUUUAUUCAACAUUCAGGACAGGUUUCCAGAGCUUCAAGGUGUCAAUCUGAAUUUUGUCCAUACCCUUCUGAUGGCACAUGACCUCAAGAUCAAUAUAUGCAAACAUGCAAUUGGUAGUUUUUUCGAGUGGGAUAAACUGGACAGGGCAGUUGGUGGGGCUCAGCAAGCUUUGGGCAUGAAGCUUCAUCAACAAACUCAUAAAGCAAUAGCAAAGAGACAACCAGCACUGAUGACUGCUAUUUGUAAGUUCAACUCUUAUUGUGAGCACCUAGACAGCCUCUAUGACCCUUCAUGGGGGAUACCACUUCCAAUGGCACUUCCAACCAAACUUGCGGAUUUGCACAAUGACCAGACCCUAAUGGAGGACAUCUGGAUUAUGCCCUCUGCAGGAGACAUACCACACUGGUUGAAUGAUUCGGACAUGAGAGAUGGAAUCCGCACCCUCCUCAAACAUGAUCAAUGUCAAGAGGAACAGCAGUGUCUCAGUAUUGAAGCUGACAACCUGUGCUCUUAUUUUGGAGAUGAGCUCUCUGCUUUAGAGCUCACGCUUUCUUCUGAUGCAAACCACUUUCUUCAGCUACAAUCACACUGGGUAAAUCCAUUUGCUUCUGUAGCUUGCUUUUCUAGUCAUGCUAGAGAAGCUUCAGAUGUCGUGAAGACACUUACAGGAGACAAUGACAUCCCAGACUUCGAAGCAGGGCCAUCAGAUGUCGACGCACACUUAUUGUAA
This is a messenger RNA of Suillus subaureus, 1479 nucleotides long. RefSeq lists its product as uncharacterized. The record is from RefSeq and is a predicted model, not a curated record. The transcript has 10 exons. NCBI's taxonomy places the organism in Eukaryota, Fungi, Basidiomycota, Agaricomycetes, Boletales, Suillaceae. The coding region runs from base 1 to 1479 and encodes 492 amino acids.